UGCUGAUCAAAUCAAAAAAAGAUUUUAACUGCAUCGGAAAGAAGAUGUAAAGAACGCUGGUAUUCUACAAUCAUUCAAACCGCGGAUAAUUGCACAAUGCAGAUAAAUGACUCUCGUCCGUAAGGAUGGAUGUAAGGGUAGUGACGUCUUUUCUUGUUGUAAAGAACGGCGAUUAGGGCCCGUCCUGAAUGAGAUAUAUAAACCACACAUCCACCUUCAACUCAUCUGUUCAUCAUACCACCUUACUCAACCUGUAGCCCAUCAUGCCAAGCUUCAACGAAACGUUCUUCGGUUUGGUGUUCCAUAAACAGUUGGCAAAAUGGCCAACGUUCCAAUAUCCUGAGGAAAAGGCAGAUUUCAAAGCACCAGAGAGAUUUAUGCCCGGCUAUAAAACAAGACUUCAACAACAACAGCAACAGGGUACAACUUCUCCCGGUGGAUCAAGUUCAAAUAGCUCAACAAAUGCAUCACCUAACGAAAAAUCAAAUGAUGAAAUCGAGAAAACACCAGAAAUGGGAGAUGACAAUGAUCCAUACUUGGUUGAUUGGAACGGAGAAAAUGAUCCUGACAACCCAUUCGCAUGGUCAGGUCCACAAAAAGGAUGGUUCUUGUUCCAAAUCAUGUUGCUUACCACGAGUGUAUACAUGGGAUCUUCCAUCGUUUCGCCCGCUAUACCACUCAUGGCAGAAUACUGGCACAUCGGUAUGACUCCUGCAGCUCUUGCAUUGAGUCUAUUCGUUUUCGGUUACGGUAUCGGACCAAUGAUCGGUCUUUGUGCAGCUUCAGAAAUUCCUGCGAUCGGUCGAGUGAUUCCGUAUAUCUUAACAUUGUUCAUUUUUGUUAUUCUUCAAAUUCCAACUGCUUUGGUUAAUAAUGUAGCAGGAUUUAUGAUUUUACGUUUCCUUGCUGGCUUAUUCGGUUCACCUCCUUUGGCAACCGGUGGUGCAAGUGUUCAAGACGUUUGGACGCCAAUGAAUGCUCCUUUAGCAAUGGGUGCUUGGGGUAUCUCAGCUUCUGCAGGUCCUGUUUUGGGUCCUUUGAUCGGUGGUUUUGCAGCCCAAGGCUUCGAGAAAACAUCUUUGGGUUUAGGAGCAUGGAGAUGGACAAUUUGGCCACUACUCAUUUUGACCGGAAUCGCACUUGGUGUUUUGACGUUUGGAAUGCAUGAAACUUCUGGAACAAACAUCUUGGCACGCAGAGCUGCUAGACUACGUAAAGCGACUGGCAACCCACAUUUACGCAGUAAGGGAGAAUUAUUCCAAGCAACAAUGACUGGCCGUGAAAUUGCUCUGAUGACGUUCGUUCGUCCUUUCCGCUUGGGUUUAAUGGAACCGAUCGCACUCUCUAUCAAUUUGCACAUCGGUCUCGUUUACGGAGUACUUUACUCAUUCUUUGAAGCAUUCCCAAUCGUGUUCACUGAGACAUACGGUUUCAAUCUUGGAGAAUCUGGACUUGCUUAUUUGGGAAUCUUUGUUGCCAAUUUGGCCGUUUAUGGUCUUUUCGCUUUAUGGUUCUUGAAGUACUUCCGACCCAAGAUGAUCCGUGAGAAAGGCCGUGUAGCUCCAGAAUACUGGCUUCAACCAGCCAUGGUUGGUGGUCUUUGCUUACCGGCAUCUCUGUUCUUCUUCGGAUGGACUGCAAACAAGUCUAUUCAUUGGAUCGUACCCAUCAUCGGUACAAUGCUCUUCUCGCCCGGUAUCUUUGGUCUUUUCACUUCUGGUUUGAAUUACCUUGGUAUGACUUAUCCCGAAUACGUCGCAAGUGUUUUCUCAGCAAACGAUUUCAUGCGUGCAAGUAUUGGUGCUGCAAUGCCUUUGGUCAGUAGACAAAUGUUUAACAACUUGAAUAGAGGACCAAAGAAUUUCCCUGUCGCUUGGGGUUGUACUUUGCUUGGCUCAAUCGCUUUGUUGAUGAGUGUUAUUCCUUAUGCUCUAUUCUACUUUGGUCCAGCUCUUCGUCGCGCUUCUUCCUAUGCCAAAGAUCCCAUGCAAGGUGGCGAUCAACCUGCCAAAGAGAACAAAGAAGAUGUUGAAGCUGCACAAUAAUAAUGUACCUAUAUACUGAUGAAAAGUUGUAAAUAUAUCAUAGAUUCAUAGUGUACAUAUAUACUGAUGAAAAGUUGCAAAUAUAUCAUAGAUUCCUC
Molecule: messenger RNA, 2143 nt
Organism: Meira miltonrushii
Lineage: Eukaryota; Fungi; Basidiomycota; Exobasidiomycetes; Exobasidiales; Brachybasidiaceae
Product: putative FLR1-putative H+ antiporter
Exons: 1
Coding region: 264-2045 (593 amino acids)
Biological process (GO): xenobiotic detoxification by transmembrane export across the plasma membrane
Molecular function (GO): fluconazole transmembrane transporter activity
Source: RefSeq, a predicted model, not a curated record